Aspergillus calidoustus is the source of this 1008-nucleotide messenger RNA. NCBI's taxonomy places the organism in Eukaryota, Fungi, Ascomycota, Eurotiomycetes, Eurotiales, Aspergillaceae. The record is from the annotation of a GenBank genome assembly.
AUGAUAACUUCCGGCUCUGUAGAGUACCCAGCGCUCACACGCUGGUACAUCGACACGCGCCCUCUAACAAGCACGACAACCACCCUCCCGCUGCUGCACACCCUCCGCGAACCCGACCAAACAGCCGUCCAGAAGUUCUACCACCUAAAAGACAAGCACAUGUCCCUCGCCUCCGCCCUCCUAAAAUACCUCUUCAUCCACCGCACCUGCCGAAUUCCCUGGUCCGCCAUCAGCAUAAGCCGAACACCAGAUCCGCACCGGAGACCAUGUUUCAUUCCACCAGCUGCGAGCGGGGAUAGCGCCAACGGAAAAGUACAGAUUCCGGAAAUUGAGUUCAAUGUUAGUCACCAGGCGUCGAUGGUUGCCAUUGUUGGAACGACGAUACGGGCGCCGACUGGCGCGGAGGGCGACAAUGAGGAAGGGUGGAAGAAGCCCGAGGUCGGUGUUGACAUUACAUGCGUGAACGAGCGGCAGAGUCGCUCAAGUGAGGGUCGGAGUCUUGCGGCGUUGGCUGAAUACAUCGAUAUAUUCAGCGAAGUCUUCUCAGCACGGGAAUUGGCCGAUAUGAGGUCUCUGACCGGGGCACCGUCGGAAAUACGCUCAGCUGAGCACCGGCUUGUGGACUAUGGAUACAGGUUAUUCUACACGCAUUGGGCGCUCAAGGAGGCCUAUAUCAAGAUGACGGGGGAGGCGUUGUUAGCUCCGUGGUUGCGCGAGCUGGAGUUUAGUAAUGUUGUUGCGCCGGGGGUGGAAAGCGGGGAAGGAGUGUUUGGGGAGCCGUAUCGCGGUGUUAAGACGACGUUUUAUAAGCAAGUUGUGGAGGAUGUGCGGAUUGAGGCUGUUGCGCUAGAGAAAGAUUACCUGUUUGCGACAGCUGCGAGGGGCGGUGGGGUUGGGGCAGCGUCUGCUGGUGGUGAUGGUAAGGAUCCAUGGCUGCCAUUCGAGAGGCUAGAUAUCGAGCAGGAUAUCAAGCCUUGUGCGAUGGGAACGUGUGACUGCCUAUCAUAG